AUGAAUUUAAGUAAUAGAACAGGUCCAGUUAAAGACGAACUAAUGGUGAUACAACCACAAGGUGUCACACAUAUGAUCCCUCAACAAUAUCAGAUGGCUAAUGUACAACUAUUACAACCUCAGCUAUAUCAGUCACUGCCACAACAGUUUCAACCUCAGCUAUAUCAACCGGCUCCCGUCUUCCAACAACAGCAACAACAACAACAGCCUAAUAUUUCUUACGCUACUAGUAUGCCUCAGACACAAAGACCUGUGACUGUACUUCCGCCUAUUAAGGAUCUUUUGUAUAACACAUACACUCCAGUUCAACCACAAGUACAACCACAACAGUCUAGUGCUAAUGGUAGUGCUCAGGGUUCUAACAAUACCGGUUCUCCUUUAGGUAAUGCAAUUCCUCCAACUCCAGGAAGCAUUAAUAAUAAUUAUACUACCAUUUCUGGCGAUGUAGAUGGAGGUAUCGUUUCUCAAGGUAAUAAUACCGUUCAAUGUAAUACUACAAACACUAAUUCUAUGGCUAAUACGAAUAACAUUACUGGUGUUUCAAACGUUGCUGGUUCAACAACAGUACCAACUUUACAAGAUCCACAAUUUUUAAAUAAAUUACUUGUUGAAUAUAACAAGUUAUCUUCGGAAUUAAAGUCUUUAAGAGGUGAAAAUAAAUUGGAUAAUAAUAAUAAACAAUUACCAUCCUUACAAGUUUUAACCCAACAAAUUCCAAAUAGUGUUGAUCACAAUAAUUCCACAAAUACUAAUAAUACUAAUUCCAAUAAUAAUAUGAUUCAAAAUAGGCAAAGUCCUAUUAUUAACCCAAUGGUGAAUGGCAACACUACCGAAUCAAAUAACUCUGGAAGUUAUUACAUCCAAAAGGCUAACAGUUACCCACAUUCUCCUUUAACCCCACCAAUGUCUUUAUAUUCUGCUCAACAACAACAACCAAUGCUUCAUACAAGUAACAGCACUAGCACUCUAUUCACCGCUCAAGCAUUAUGUUCUAUCACGAAGGAUCAAAAAAAGAAAAUCCUGAAGAAAAGAAUGUGCAACAAAAAGAAGAAGAACGUUAGACUAAUAAAAUGUUUCCAUUGUGGCGAAGUUCAAACUCCUGAAUGGAGACGUGGUCCUUACGGUAAUAGAACUUUAUGUAAUGCAUGUGGUCUGUAUUAUAGAAAACUUAUCAAACGGUUUGAUACCAAGAAUGCUAACUUGAUAAUGAGAUUCAACAAACUAAUUAAUCCUAUGGAUAGAAGAAUUCCACUGAAUGUCAAUGUUCCAAACAACAUUAUAGAAAAAUUUAACAAUGAUGCCACAUUAGAUUCCGAUUACUACUCCAUCAGAGAGUCCAUUUAA
Maudiozyma barnettii is the source of this 1344-nucleotide messenger RNA. RefSeq names its product Gat2p (gene GAT2). Lineage: Eukaryota; Fungi; Ascomycota; Saccharomycetes; Saccharomycetales; Saccharomycetaceae. Gene Ontology annotation, molecular function: sequence-specific DNA binding; zinc ion binding. Gene Ontology annotation, biological process: regulation of DNA-templated transcription. The record is from RefSeq and is a predicted model, not a curated record. The transcript has a single exon. Bases 1 to 1344 code for a protein of 447 amino acids.